AUGGGAUUAGAUGAAAAUGAAAUAAUUAAUAAUGAUUGUAACAUUGGAAAUGACAAUAAUAAUAAUAGUAAUAUUAUAUUGAAUAGACAAUUAGUUGUAAUAGUAACAGGUAGUAGUGAUGGUUUAGGUAAAGUUGUUUCUGGAAUGCUUGCCAAAACCAAUUAUUUUGUAAUUUUAGCAAAUAGAGAUUUAAUUAAAGCUAAAUUAGUAUUGGAUGAAAUUUUAUCAACAACACCAAAUAACAAAAAUGUAAUUUCAAUGAAAUUGGAUUUAUCAUCAUUUGAUUCAAUUAAAGAAUUUGUAAAUCAAUUUGAAAAAUUAAAUUUACAAUUAGAUGUUUUAAUUAAUAAUGCUGGAAUUUACACACCACCAUUUUCAUUGCCAGAAGGUUUUGAAAGUCAAUUAAUGGUAAAUCAUCUUGGUCCAUUUUUAUUAACAAAUUUAUUAAUUAAUAAAUUUACAGAGAAUGCAAGAAUUAUAAAUUUAUCAAGUAUUGCACAUAAAAAUUCAGAAAUAUUCAAUGUUGAAGAUUUAUCAUGUAAAUCAAUUGAUAGUUAUAAUGCAAUAAAGAGAUAUUCAAAUUCAAAAUUAUAUGCAAUUUUAUUUACAAAAGAGUUGAAUAGAAUUUUCAAGAAAAACAAUUCAAAAAUCAUUGCAUUAUCAUUACAUCCAGGUGUUAUUAGUACGACAAAUUUAUUUAAAAAUAUACCAAAUUAUAUAAAACUAUUAUUAACUAUAUCAAAACCAUUCACAACGACAAUUAAUACAGCUUCAACUGCAAUCUAUCGUUUAGCAGUUGGUGCUGAUCCAGAAUUACCAUUAUUAACUGGUGGUGAAUAUUUUAAUAUUAAUGUACUUGUUGAUCCAAUACCUCAAGCUUUAUCACAAGAGAAUUGGAGAUUAUUAUGGGCAAAAAGUUGUGAAUAUUGUAAAAUUGAUGACAUUGGAAAAUAA
Messenger RNA from Dictyostelium discoideum AX4, 954 nucleotides. RefSeq lists its product as hypothetical. The coding region runs from base 1 to 954 and encodes 317 amino acids. Lineage: Eukaryota; Evosea; Eumycetozoa; Dictyosteliales; Dictyosteliaceae. The transcript is spliced from 2 exons. The record is from RefSeq and is a predicted model, not a curated record.